AUAUACUUGUCCACGCAGCCUCAGUCAGCGAGCCUAGUCUCAGCGCGUAGUUACAGGGAGUCCGCCAGCUUUGGGAAAUGUCCCAGUCUGAGGGGCUGGACCGUGACACGGGCGGCCUGAGGGAAGGUGAGGGCCUCAAGGAUGUAGAGGAGAGGCCAACUACUAUCUCCUAGCGUCCCAGCCCCUCCUCAAGGUGGAAGUUACUCUCUCCACUUUGCCAAGGAAGAGGAGAAGGUCACAAGAGUUCAGGUGCCCACAGCCUCAGAAGCAUGCAGGAGUCUUCGGGCCCGUCCAUUGGCUUCCACUAGUGGGGGAGGUGGGCUUUGGGCCGUCUCGCUUCCUGAUUGGUUGGCUGCGCAGAUUGGCAGGUGUCCGCCUGCAGUGCACGUCGGGAAGCUGAACAUGGCGGAGGCGGGAAAAGAGCCUGCAGGCCUCGCGUUCCCGGGAGGAGGUGCCACCCAAUGGCCUCUGCAGCGGUAUGGACGCUUCAUGCCCUCAGGCACCGGAGAGCCUCCUGGUCCUGGUCAGGGCGCGGGGACAGCCUCUUCCCUCACAUGGAAGGUUUUUGACUCCAGUGAAGAAUCUGGGUAUCUUGUUCUCACCAUCGUUAUAUCAGGUCAUUUCUUCAUUUCCCAAGGACCCACACUGCUGGAAGGGUUUUCACUCAUUGGUAGCAAGAACUGGUUGAAGAUUGUGAGACGCAUGGAUUGUCUGUUGUUUGGAACGACGAUAAAGAACAAGAGCCGCAUGUUCCGGGUGCAGUUUAGUGGAGGGUCCAAGGAGCAGGCGCUGGAAAGCUGCUGCAGCUGCGUGCAGAAGCUGGCCCAGUAUGUGACCGUCCAGGAGCCUGACAGAGUCAGCCAGGAACUCAGGCCAAGUGCUGGCCUGCUGGGGGCAGGUGAAAGCCAAGGGAAGGAUUGUGCACAGCACAUCCCACCGCAGCACCGGUCACACCAGAAGCCAGAGAAGCAGCAGCAGCAUGGACCGGCCGGCACAGGGACUUCAGGAGGAAGGACCUCAGUGAGUUGGUUGGCUCAGUCUCUCCUGGUGUCAGAGGAGCUGUCCCCGGCCUAUGAACAAUCUGCGUGGGACACGGAAGACUUACGCCCCUUUCUACGCUUGUGCCUCAUGGAUCAGAAUUUCCCCGCAUUUGUGGAAGAGGUGGAAAAGGAACUUAAAAAGCUGACAGGGUUGAGAAAUUAACACUCCACGUACAUAUAGCACUAAGGAACUUGAAAAAGUUCACUGAAAAAGUGCUUCUUCCUAAGAUUAGAUACAAGAAUAAAGAGUAUUAUUCCAAGCA
Molecule: messenger RNA, 1303 nt
Organism: Felis catus (domestic cat)
Lineage: Eukaryota; Metazoa; Chordata; Mammalia; Carnivora; Felidae
Gene: REC114
Product: REC114 meiotic recombination protein
Exons: 6
Coding region: 403-1203 (266 amino acids)
Source: RefSeq, a predicted model, not a curated record